GGAAAGCCAGUCGGGAGCAUUACCCCUGUGGGCACUACACGAUGAGGACAGUGAGCUGCAGGAACAUGGACAAUUUAAAGAUGAAAAACUACUUCGGUGGGAAUAUUCUCGCGGCGUAUCGUCAGCAAGAAUGCGAGUUUGGGCGACUUGGCUUUCCCGCAUCUGCGAAAUAACCGACGAGUGGCAGAAAUGUCUUCGAAGUAACGCUGAUCUGAUGACAUCGAUGUUCGAACAGAUACGAAAGAGGAAGAAAAUCGUUUCGGAAGAAGAGCCAAAAGAAGACUUGCACGUCUUGCCGAUGACGAAAGACGAGAUCAAGCUGUGGGACGAUUUUCCGUAUCAGGCUGCCUUGUACAGAACUCAUUACAAGCAUUGGAAGCNGAUCGGUCAACGAUCCUCGGCGAGAGUAGUCAACCGAAUCGUGAUAGACACGGAGUACGGAGCUGCGAGAAACGACGACGCAAUACAUAUGAUGGAUAUUUCGAGGCAGAUUGCUCAAUAUUUAAUGAGACAAGCUGAAAGCGNCGUCGCUCACCCGACAGAAGAGACGACAGAAGAAGCGUCUGAAGCUGUAACGGAGACGUCGAUCGGGAUUGAUCCCACGACGGAUGCACCUGAGCAAGAUUUCGCCGAUAUGCCGUUGAGUAAAGCGUUAUCGGACGAUCAAUCUGAGGAGGUUGUCGAGAUUUCCGUAGCGGAAGAGACAAGCGAAACGGAGGCUAAAUCUGCGAAGGAGGAAAAAUCAAACGCGCGGGAGAAAGAACCAAUGAGCGAAACGGCGAUGGGAGAAACGCCGGCGAGCGAAACGGCAACGGGAGAAGAAAUCCCGACGAGCGAAACAAUGACGGGGGAAACGUCGGCGAACGAAACGGCAACGAAAGAAGAAAUCNGGACGAGCGAAACGGCAACGGAAGAAGAAACACCGACGAGNAAAACCGCCGCGGCGAUCGAAGUUGCGAAAGCAAUAGAACCGUCAGUUUCUAUANCGUCGUCCGAAAUCGUCGUUGCAAUAUCANCUCUGACUGGAAUUGAAAAACGUAAAGCAGUUGAAAAGUUGAUAAAGGAUACUGGAGACUACACCGAAAAGGCUUAUUAUAGAGACGAGAAUUUUUUCCUCUAUUUGAGACCAACAAAAGCCGACCAACAAUUAGUAGAACAGCACACCGACGUGAUAAAGAAACGCGGCUUGGAAAGAAUUUAUGAUGUUAGCCGAGGUACAUGGCUGUACUACAAUCUGUCUGAUCAAGAUUUUUAA
This is a messenger RNA of Pseudomyrmex gracilis, 1255 nucleotides long. RefSeq lists its product as uncharacterized. NCBI's taxonomy places the organism in Eukaryota, Metazoa, Arthropoda, Insecta, Hymenoptera, Formicidae. The transcript has 5 exons. The record is from RefSeq and is a predicted model, not a curated record. Bases 131 to 1255 code for a protein of 374 amino acids.